Botrytis fragariae is the source of this 795-nucleotide messenger RNA. Its product is annotated as putative tsa family thioredoxin protein. Lineage: Eukaryota; Fungi; Ascomycota; Leotiomycetes; Helotiales; Sclerotiniaceae. The record is from RefSeq and is a predicted model, not a curated record. Gene Ontology annotation, molecular function: thioredoxin peroxidase activity. The coding region runs from base 1 to 795 and encodes 264 amino acids. Gene Ontology annotation, biological process: cellular oxidant detoxification; cellular response to oxidative stress; cell redox homeostasis. Gene Ontology annotation, cellular component: cytosol; mitochondrion. The transcript is spliced from 3 exons.
AUGGUUUCCAUUUUUGCUCGUGUAGUUCCAAGAACAAUUCGUGCAUUGCCCCGCGCUUCUCCUAUUCAGAACUCUUUCAGAGCUCAAGUUGUUGCCCCUCUUUCGCAACGAUUCCUGACCACCACAAAUACUUUACCUGAGCAACCGCGAUUGAGAUUGGGCUCUGAAGCACCCAACUUCCAAGCCGAAACAACCCAAGGCCCUAUUGAUUUCCAUAAGUUUAUCGACAAUAAAUGGACAAUCUUGUUCUCCCACCCCGCAGACUUUACUCCAGUUUGCACGACUGAACUUGGUGCUUUUGCAAAACUGAAGGACGAAUUUGAGAAACGGGACGUGAACAUGAUUGGGUUGUCAGCAGAUCCUCUCCCUUCCCACAAAGAAUGGAUUAAAGACAUCAACGAAGUUUCUGGAACCACACUGCAAUUUCCCAUUAUCGCCGAUGCGGACCGCAAAGUAGCUUACCUCUACGAUAUGCUUGACGCUCAAGACACGACCAACAUUGACCAAAAAGGCAUUGCAUUCACCAUUCGCUCCGUCUUUAUUAUCGAUCCUGCUAAAAAGAUCAGACUUACAAUGAUGUACCCAGCUAGCUGUGGGCGAAAUACUAAGGAAGUGUUGAGGGUCAUUGAUAGUUUGCAGACGGCAGAUAAGAAAGGCGUCACUACACCCAUUGAUUGGCAGGUAGGAGAUGAUGUUAUUGUGCCACCAACAGUCAAGACGGAAGAUGCGCGGAAGAAGUUUGGAGAGGUUAGAGAGGUAAAGCCUUAUUUGAGAUUCACAAACGUUGGGCAGUAG